Molecule: messenger RNA, 1008 nt
Organism: Python bivittatus (Burmese python)
Lineage: Eukaryota; Metazoa; Chordata; Lepidosauria; Squamata; Pythonidae
Gene: EAF2
Product: ELL associated factor 2
Biological process (GO): transcription elongation by RNA polymerase II
Cellular component (GO): super elongation complex
Molecular function (GO): transcription elongation factor activity
Source: RefSeq, a predicted model, not a curated record
UCCCACUGGCGAGCGCGAGUGAUGUACCUGGGCAGUGGAGGCGGCGUGGUGGCGCGCGAGGGUGCUGGAGAGAGGCGAGCGACAGAGGAAGGAAGCGGGAAGUGGGUGUCUCGGGAUGAACGGGGCGGCCCGGGCGCUCUUCGACAGCAAGGAGCGCGUCCUGCUGCUGGGCGAGACUUUCGAGAAGCAGCCGCGCUGCGCCUUCCACACCUUGCGCUAUGACUUCAAACCUGCAUCAAUUGAUACAUCUUGUGAAGGAGACCUUGAAGUUGGUAAAGGUGAACAGGUGACAGUAAUGUUGCCAAAUAUUGAGGGCUCUACUCCACCAGUAACAGUUUUCAAGGGUUCCAAGAAGCCAUAUCAAAAAGAAUGCAUCUUAAUAAUUAACCAUGACACUGGUGAAUGUAGACUAGAGAAACUUAGUAGCAAUAUCACUGUGAAGAAAACCAGAGGUGAAGGAAGCAGCAAGGUGCAGUCUCGUAUUGAGCAGCAGCAGCAGCUAAUGAAACAUGCUAAUAAGAUGCCAAACAGCAACAAAUCUUCUCCACCAAAAGAAAAGAUGUCUCCACCUUAUCCCAUGGAUGAUAUUGAAAGAGAGCUAAAAGCAGAGGCUAAAGUUAUAGAGCAAAUGAGUAGCUCUGAUAGUUCAUCGGAAUCAAAGAGUUCAUCCUCUUCAUCAAGUAGUGAAAAUAGUUCUAGUGAUUCAGAAGAAGAAGCAGCAAAGCUAUCUCUUCCCUUGUCGAUGCCACGCCUACAGCCACAGCUUCCUAUGAUGACAGUGUCACAACAGGCCUUCCCAGAUGUGGAUGUUGGAUAUCACAGAAGUCAAGAGAGCAGUGGCCGUUUGAUGAAUACAUUGAGAAAUGAUCUUCAGUUGAGUGACUCUGGAAGUGACAGCGAUGAUUGAAGCUUUCAAGUUUUAAAGAUGCAUUAUUUCCUUUGCUGAAGAUGAAAAGACGUUUGUUUUGCACUAAGCUAAAAGUAAUAAAAUUAGAAGCAUGUUAUCAA